Messenger RNA from Cryphonectria parasitica EP155, 828 nucleotides. RefSeq lists its product as uncharacterized. The transcript has a single exon. The coding region runs from base 1 to 828 and encodes 275 amino acids. The record is from RefSeq and is a predicted model, not a curated record. Lineage: Eukaryota; Fungi; Ascomycota; Sordariomycetes; Diaporthales; Cryphonectriaceae.
AUGGCUUCAGGUACACCCAGCGGCGCCUCGCAGAGGCUACUUACCAUGAAGUUUAUGCAGAGAGCUGCGGCAGCAUCGUCACCUACCUCACCGAGCACAACUACCUCCGAUGACGGGCACUCCUCGAAACGCAGAAAGACAGCAGGCCGGUCGUCCAUGGGCGAGCCCGAAACCUCAAGCUACGUAAUCGACCAGAAGGCAGCGCGAGCUGCGCUGGACGAGGAAGAACGGAAGCGGCAGGUUGCCAUUGCAAAGGUGGCUGAGCAGCUGGGAGAUGGACAUUGGGUUCUCGAUGCGGCGAAACUGCCUCGCUCAGACCGCCAAGCGGUGGCCCCUCUGAAGACUGUGCAGGUUGGAUUCUCGCAGAUUGACAGAAGAGGAGGCUUAGAGGACGAUUCAGACAAUACAGACACUUCGACAGCAGACGGACCAAGUUUCCGGGCGUAUGGUCCUGAGAAGAAAGUUCAGAGAGACAAGGCAAGCAGUUACGCACAACGAACGGGUGUGCCGAAAUAUGCUGACUUAUUUCCGCUUUCCCCUCUACCUCAGAGCAACAGUGAUAGUGAUUCGGAUAGUGACUCGGACGACUCUGACUCCUCAGACUCUUCCGAUGAAGAUUCCAGCGAGGAGGUAACACAGGAGCAGCCUGGUCGUGCCAGCUACGGAGCACAGAAGCGUGACGAACUUCGUUCGAAACAGAACGCUGAACGUGAGAGAGCCAGGAAGCUAUCUUCACAACGCCGAGAGAAGGUGGUGAAGCUGAACAAGCUUACCUCGAUCUCUGGUGCGGGGUCUUACAGUUCCAAGGGCAAGCCUGGGCGGCGAUGA